UCCGGCUCUGACCGUGCGGAGGGGACGCGUUGAGGUGGGCGCAGCAUCCAGAGAUACAAAGAAGACGGCAACAAUGGCCGAUAUAUCGCUGUAUCUCACUACCGUUAAUGUGUCGGUAGGACAGACCAUGGACGUGGAGCAGACUCAGAGCCCGGGUAAAGACUUUGAGAGUGUGGAGCUGGGGGAGCUGGACAAGAGAGAGGAGCAGCAGCAGAGGGAGAAGGCUCCUCGCAGGAUUAUCCAUUUCUCCAGCGGGGAGACCAUGGAGGAGUACAGCACGGACGAGGAGGAGGGAGAGGACAAGGAGCCGGAGAGGAAAGACCUGCUGUCCUCCCCAGUCGAUGCGGUGAGGUCUAAGCUGACCUGGGGUCCAUACUUCUGGUUUCACAUGUGGAGAGCGGCCACGUCCACCAUCUCAGCCUGUGACUACCUGGGGGAGAGGAUGGCCUCCCUCUUUGGGAUAACGUCAGCCAAAUAUCAGUACGCUAUCGAUGAAUACUACAGGAUGAAGAAAGAGAGGGAGGAAGAGAAAGAGGAAAACCGCCUGUCGGAGGAAGCAGAACGAUCCUUUGACCAGCUACAGGCCCAGGGAGAUGAAGACGAAGCGAUCACCGUGGCAGACGCGCUGGAGGUGGCCGCUGCUCGCCCUGAUGUGAUCUAUCAGGUUGAGAAUGAAAACCAGGCUCCAUCAAGCACCAUAAUAGUCCCUGCGAUUGUCACGGCAACCUAACCCUAUCCCUAGAAAUGUGUUGUUGUUAAAGAAGGAACCGCGUCUUGUUUCACCAAGCACCGUUUGAUUUGUGUACGACACAGCUUUAGAUGGGCAGUGCUGCUGUAUUGUGGUUGUUUGGCAAAGAGCAGUAGUGGUGGAAUGACUCCUCUGGUUACUAAGUGUCCCUUUGCAACAGUGUAGCAACUGAUAAAGUAACUGCUGAUAAUGGAGCAACAUAUUUGGAUGACAGGUGUCAUGAAAAACAUACAAACAUACAACAAUGACACAGAAAAUGUUACAUUAUUAUCUGCGAAUGCAUAGUCUAGUUGAAGUAAUUAGCGCGUCCUUUAUCCAUCCUUUUAUCAGUUGCCACAGCAGCCUCCCGAAUCUGAACGACUGCUAUGGAGUGAAGGUUAAAUGUUGCUCCCCUGUGCCUCUGACAGACCAGACACUGUGCCUAAAUCACCAAUACAGCCAAGUCAGUGACAGAUCUGGACAGUGCAUAUAUUUGAAAAUGAUUGACUGGUCAACUGAUUGAUUUCAAAUAUUUGACGGAUGAUGUACAACAGCUGUUCUCGUCCACAUCUGGUCAAACUGGUGCAUUCUUGAUACACCUGGCUGCACCAAAGAGCUGGCUAUUUUAACACUCCCUCACCUGUUCAUUUGCUCCAUGUGUUUUUGUAUUAAUGCUUAUUAAGCUCGCAUUGCACUCAGUGUCUGUGGGGAAGCACUGAGCUGAUUAAGCCUUGGUUAUGAAAUCAUCUGUGGACCACCUGACUGACAUUUUGUCAAAAAAACCAAUGAAAACGGGUUUAGGUGUCCUGUGUUGCUCUUAUUAUCUGCCUUAUCUACUGUGGACAUAAGCAUAGUAGAUGUGGUGUAUAUGCCUUUGAUAAUGGCAGGGAGCAUUGUUACACUAAGUCUGUAUAAAGACUUGUAAACUUACAUUUUUAACGGUUUUUAGUACAACUUUUGAUAUUUAUGUAUUUAUUUAAUUGAACUCACAAGCACUUAAUUUAAGGAUUGUUUUCUAUUGAUUUAGUAACACUGUAAUUAACUGUUAAUAAAAUCAUAAUUAUCGUCUGACUUUUA
Molecule: messenger RNA, 1804 nt
Organism: Dicentrarchus labrax (European seabass)
Lineage: Eukaryota; Metazoa; Chordata; Actinopteri; Moronidae
Gene: fam177a1b
Exons: 5
Coding region: 74-730 (218 amino acids)
Source: RefSeq, a predicted model, not a curated record